Messenger RNA from Rotaria sordida, 324 nucleotides. The record is from the annotation of a GenBank genome assembly. NCBI's taxonomy places the organism in Eukaryota, Metazoa, Rotifera, Eurotatoria, Philodinida, Philodinidae.
AUGUCAUUUACAAAGUUUGUUUCAUACAUUUUAAAAUUCAUCGUAAAUGAUUAUGGUUUGGAAGCAUUAUCAAAAUCAUCGGAAAUUGACAAUAGAUUUAAUUAUAUGCUGAACUUAAUUGAUCUUGUACCGUUGGUUCUCGAUGAGAAUAAAAAUGGUUUACCUUUACCAAGUCAAGGCAUUAUUCAAAUUAUAACACAGCAUUCAUGCGUUCCACAAACACCAUUAUAUCAAUUAUUUCACCAACGAAUUCAAUCAUUGGCUGAUAAUGUCAAACAAAUACUCAUGGAAAUACAAAUGAAAAAAAGAGGUUCGAAAAUAUGA